This is a messenger RNA of Daphnia pulicaria, 1311 nucleotides long. RefSeq names its product endonuclease III-like protein 1 (gene Nthl1). The record is from RefSeq and is a predicted model, not a curated record. Lineage: Eukaryota; Metazoa; Arthropoda; Branchiopoda; Diplostraca; Daphniidae. The transcript is spliced from 4 exons. Gene Ontology annotation, biological process: base-excision repair, AP site formation; nucleotide-excision repair; base-excision repair. Gene Ontology annotation, cellular component: nucleus. Gene Ontology annotation, molecular function: DNA-(apurinic or apyrimidinic site) endonuclease activity; oxidized pyrimidine nucleobase lesion DNA N-glycosylase activity; DNA binding. Bases 20 to 1012 code for a protein of 330 amino acids.
AUAAACAUCAGACGACGACAUGGUUUUGUUUUUACCGAUUUUGAAUCGCGUCAGUAAAGUAACCACUGCAACAUUUAAUGCUAUUAGAAUAAUAGAAAUGAGUUCAAGAAAAUCUCCCUACUUUACGUCUAAAGAAGAAUGUAAUACGGCCAAAGCUGAAUCCUCACCAUCUAAAAGACAAACCCGUUCCAGUAAACAGCAAACAAUCAAAAUAAAGUUCGAUGAUACUUCUGCCGGGAGCGAAUCGGCGAAUGAAAAGGUUAAAUCGAAGAAAGCCAAGAAAGUUGUUUCAUCUGUCGAAGAAAAUACAGCACAGAAACCUUUUUUGCCUGAGCAUUGGGAAGCUGUUCUCAACAAUAUACAGAUCAUGCGAGCUGAAAAAGAUGCCCCUGUUGAUCAAAUGGGUGCUGAGCAAUGUGCAGAUUCAGCAACUUCUCCAGAAGUGAAACGGUUUCAAGUCCUUGUUUCACUUAUGCUGUCAAGCCAAACCAAAGACCAGCUAACAUUUGCUGCCAUGGAGAAACUUAAAAAGCAUGGUCUCACUGUAGAAAAUAUCAUAAACACAGAUGAGGAAGUCAUUGCAAAUUUGAUUCAUCCUGUUGGAUUUUGGAAAAAAAAAGCAUCUUACAUUAAACGAACAGCAGUUAUUUUGGCAGCCCAGUACAACAAUGACAUUCCUCAAACAGUUGAAGAAUUAUGCAAACUUCCUGGAGUUGGACAAAAAAUGGCUGUGCUCACUGUCAAUAUUGGCUGGAAAAAAACAAUUGGCAUUGGUGUCGAUACUCAUGUUCAUAGGAUAGCGAAUCGUUUAGGAUGGACACGCCGUCCAACCAAGACUCCGGAAAAUACUCAGAAGGAAUUAGAAGAUUGGUUACCUCGUUCGUUGUGGGAUGAAGUCAACGUUUUGUUGGUUGGAUUUGGGCAGCAACGAUGCACUCCUAUCAAACCUCAGUGCAGCACGUGCUUGAACAAAAAUCUAUGUCCAUUUGGAAAAUCUCUUGUCGAUAGUUAAAAAUCCACUCUCUUUCUUAUUCAUAAGCAAGAAGGUCGGAAUUUACUUUUCCUAUUAAGACGUUCGUGACCCAUUUUUUUUUCAUGGUUGGGUUGUUUGAUCCGGUUAAGCAGGAAUACUGAAAUGAUUGUUCAAAUGUUUUAAGUGUCUGAUUCUACGGUUGACGCCUACAUAUUUCUCUCUUCAUCCAAACCAAGCCCUUUCACUGUUAUUACCGAGAAUAAUUGGAACCGGUUGACAUUUCGUUACCUUAUCCUCUAAUUGAUCUAGUUGAACUAAAAAUAAAGCGUUCCGCAAUU